AUGGCCAGCUCCCAUCAACUUCUUACAUUUCUCCAAAUAAGUCAACCAAUAUUUCUUUUGCUCGUAUUUUUCAUCGCUUUCAUUGCAAGCUCCGCUCACGCCGCUCGGAGUGCCAGUAAACAUGACCGGAAGACGCAAUUUGGCCCGGGUGGGAAACCGCUUCCAAAGAGGUUACGGAGUACUAUGAACACCUGGAAUCUUCUCGAGGCGCGGAUAAGAGUCCCUUCAAGAGGGAAAUCAGCCUUCACCAGCUUUGUGAUUCUUGUCAUGGGAACUUUGGUGGUCGAUGCCGCCAUUCAUAUGACCCAUGUCUUGGUUGCCAAGUCAGAACAUUGGUGGUGUGGUCAAGCAGUCGUGAUAUACGUCGUUGGCUCAUUCUUUUCUCAUACCGUCGUCUUACUCUCACUCUUGGAUAAUAAUCCUUCCCCAACAUAUGCACAAGUCUUACCUUGGACUGUUGCAAUUAUUUUUGAAUCGGCCAUCUUGUUCUUGUCACUAUCAGUCUACGUUGUCCCGCACCAUGAGCCAAUCGUCGGAGAUCUGUCUGGUGGUCCGCUACGUAGGACCAUUACUACCUGGGAGUUAUUGGAAGUGGGAACCGGCUGUAUACGACUCUUAUUUCUCUCACUCAUGGUGGCACUAUAUCUCGUCACGCCCUUCUACUCUAAAAAGAACGCUCGAAAGAUUUCUCAAUCUCCCUUUGUAACAGAGGCGACCGGCUUGCUCGAUAACUCUAUUUUAUCCUCAGACGACAGUUACGGCUCAACGGAAGGUCUCCUAACUCCCAAGGCAUCGGAACCGUGGGCUGGGCCAAAUACCACUCCAUCCACUAGCUGGUGGGAGUAUCUGAGCGGCUACUCACUGCUCUUACCUUACUUGUGGCCAUCCAAGUCUCGUCAACUGCAGCUCGUGGUGAUCGCUUGCUUUGUCUUGCUCAUCUUGCAGCGUAUCGUCAAUCUGCUGGUACCUUACCAAGUAGGGGUUGUCACCGAUUCAAUGUCUAUCAGUAAUGGCCAGAUCCAAGUCCCCUGGCUCCAGAUUUGCUUGUACGUUCUCUGCCGCUACCUUCAAGGUAGUCAGGGUCUACUGGAAUCUAUACGGUCGAAUAUGUGGACCUCUGUUAGCCAAUCCUCGUACAUGGAACUAUCUACUGCGGCCUUCGAGCAUAUCCAUAAUCUUAGUCUAGAUUUUCAUCUAGGCAAAAAGAUGGGUGAAGCUCUAUCUGCUCUGACCAAGGGGAGUUCUAUCAAUACCUUUUUAGAACAAGUAACGUUCCAAGUGAUUCCUAUGAUGAUUGACCUUUGUGUUGCUAUUGGUUAUUUCCUUAUUGUUUUUGAUGCCUAUUAUGCUCUCGUUUUGGCGAUUUUCAUAUUCUUCUACGUCUACGUCACAAUUCGUAUUGCGAUAUGGAGGGCAGAGACGCGGAUGCAGAUGGUCAAUGCGUCAAGACAAGAGGAUACUAUCAAGAAUGACUCCCUCGUAUCUUACGAAACUGUCAAAUAUUUCAACGCGGAAGAUUAUGAGAUUGGUCGUUACCAAGGGGCUGUGACGAAUCUCCAACAUGCUGAAUCGCACUCAUUGUUUGCCCAAAAUCUAAUGAGCAUCUGCCAGAACACUAUUUUCAUGCUGGGUCUGCUAGUUAUGUGCUUUAUAGCAGCAUAUCAGGUGUCUCUAGGCCAGCGCCCUGUUAGUCAAUUUGUCAUACUCCUCACCUACAUGACUCAGCUCCAGACUCCCCUCACCUUCUUUGGGACCUUCUACCGCUAUAUGCAAUCCGCUUUGAUUAACUCUGAAAGACUCCUCGAGCUUUUCCGAGAACAACCGUCGGUUAUUGACAAGCCCUCUGCUAAACCCUUGCCAUAUUGCAGGGGUAGCAUAGUAUUUGACAAUGUCGCAUUUGCAUAUGACGAUCACAAACCCGCUCUGACUGGGCUCACAUUCCAUUGCAAGCCGGGCACAACAACUGCCCUAGUCGGUGAGACUGGUGGUGGAAGGUCAACCAUAUUUCGUCUUCUCUUCCGUUUCUAUGAUAUAGACAGCGGGCGAAUUCUCCUUGAUGGUAGGGACGUUGAAGAUAUCACGAUUAAAUCACUAAGAAGCCAUGUUGGAGUUGUUCCACAGACUCCUAUGUUUUUUAACGGGUCUAUCAUGUAUAACUUGAGAUAUGCUAACCAAAAUGCAACCGACCACGAUAUCUAUGAGGCUUGUCGUGCAGCCGGCAUCCAUGAUAAAAUUAUGGCUUUCCUCGAUGGGUAUGAGACGAAAAUCGGCGAUCGUGGUCUGCGCUUAGGUGGAGGGGAGAAGCAGCGGAUCGCCAUUGCACAGGUUAUUCUCAAGAAUCCGCCUAUCGUUCUCCUAGAAGAGGCCACUGCCUCGUUAGAUACUGAGACCGAACACAUCCAGGAUGCAUUGUGGGCUUUAUCACGGGGUCGUACCGUCUUGAUCAUUGCACACAGAUUGAGGACUGUCACUACCGCCGAUUCAAUUCUUGUGUUGCAUGAGGGUUGUGUUGCUGAGAGUGGUACUCACAAUGAGCUUCUGGCGAUGAAGAAUCGAUAUUCAAAAAUGUGGCAGAAACAGGUCCAGACACAAAGGGAUGCUGAGAGGACUAGAGCAAGGCCCUCGAGAGCGAGUUAA
Molecule: messenger RNA, 2637 nt
Organism: Penicillium taxi
Lineage: Eukaryota; Fungi; Ascomycota; Eurotiomycetes; Eurotiales; Aspergillaceae
Product: heavy metal tolerance protein precursor
Exons: 3
Coding region: 1-2637 (878 amino acids)
Biological process (GO): transmembrane transport
Cellular component (GO): membrane
Molecular function (GO): ATP binding; ATP hydrolysis activity; ABC-type transporter activity
Source: RefSeq, a predicted model, not a curated record